AUGAACGAUUCUACAAUCUUGGAUCGUUUGAGGUCAUUCAAGAUUUUUGAUAUAGUGGAGUUUGGUGUUGGAGAGGCAGCAACUAUAUCUGCAACAGUGGUAUCGAACCAGUCUGUUACUGCAGCUUAUCUUUGGAAAGUUACUUCCUGCUUUACUUGGAAUCAUCCACCGGCACUUCCCGAUAUCUUUACGAUCGAUCUGUGGAGAUUACAUGUUGCUAAUGUUUUCAUCAUUCAACAGCGAAGCCGAUUGGUUAUGUCACUCACCACACGUGAGGUCACUGAACUGCCAUUGUUCCCGUCCGUUCUAAUGCUCCAUGAUGUUGAUGUCAAACUAACCUUUUCUCUAACUGGUGUCAAUGAACUACUCAACGUCUCUAUUACAGGCACGUGGCGACUGAGUAGAGAAGGAGUGCCCGUUAUAGCCAACUGGCUUGGUCCAUCACUUUGUUUGUCCUUUCCCAAAGCUCCUUCAUUUCUAGAUGUUUCUAGCGUUACGAUGCAUGUCAUCGCGCAGGGAUUUUGGAAUAGCAUAGCGUCUACACUAACUGCUGCCGGAUUGCAAGGCUUACUUCGUAUGGAAGACAUGGACAUAAACGGGGACUUGAUCAACAUGUUGAAUUGCUACAAACGACUUGUGUUAACUGUUACCAGUAUAACAAAGACGGAACUGUUGGGAAGAAUGGUUACUCAAUUUUUCUUACACGUUCAACUCACAUCGUCUACCACUCCUGCUACAAUUCAAACCAAUAUUACAGAAAAUAGCCUUUCCGCACGACCAGAGAUCAUUGCGAUGCUAGUAAGUGAAAUAGAUUCAAGCUCUUCCGCUUUUACCAGUCUCAUUAACAAUUAUAUUGGCAUUGACAUUUCUACGCUCAAACUUAAACAGCCAAUCCAACUCGAAGGCAUCUUGGUUGUUUCAUCAGUUUCUUUCAGCCAGCAAGACAUUACAGGAAUGAAAAUUCAUCGACUUGCUUCUUGGUGCGGAGAAAUCAAACAAGGCCUGACAGCAAUCGUUUCUAUCAAUUUGUCUUCUAACUCAAAAACAUUAUUUCAAAUAUACUGGGGUAAUACAAUAAAGACAAGACUGUGUGCGAGAGGGAUCUCUUCGGUAACACCCAUCUCUUUCAUCACAUCUUUUCAUCCAUCCCAGCUGCCAUCUUUCCAAUCUCUUUUCUUUGUACUGAGAAACGUGGGCAUUACAAUUCCACGGCCAACUAGCUUGAGAUAUCUGGUCAGUGAGAAGAACGUUGUGUUUGAUUUUCAUGUCCAUCAAAAGCUUACUUUAAUACCAAAACUGACGCAAGUGUGUCUCACCAAUUUUCAAGUAAAGGUUCCUGUUCAAAACAUAAGCUUUCCUUCGGUUACAGCCUUAGUUGAUUGGAAUUUGGGAUCGUUUCGUUGGUCCGGUGUAUCUUUCACUAUAAAAGAUUCCAUUCUUCAAGUUAAAUGGACUGGCCAAACACUAAACAUUGGAGACUUUGUAUCCAACUUAGGACUUAGCUUCCGUCGAAACUCCUUUCUUUCACAGCUCAAAGACGCUCAUUUUCUUAACUUUGACAUCAAGAAUCCUUCUGUUUCACUCACGUACUCUAAUUAUCCUGCCACAUUUAGUUUGCAUGUACGAGGAUCAGCUACAAUCAAUGGAUGGAGAGUCAAAACUGAAAGUCUAGUCCAACAAGUUAGGUCAAACUACACACUUGCACUUGGAAUCGUGGUAAAAAAUGUCAGUGUUGCGAAUUUGCUUAGAACAUUAUUUGGCAUCAAAUUAUCGAAUUCAACAACUUUUCUCCAAAACCGUUCCACAAUAGGAAUGGUAGUUUCCAGUGUUGCUCUUUCUAAUCUUACAUUUGACAACAAAGUCUUGAGUAAGGUCCAUACUACUUCUGGCUUGUCUCUCAUCGUUCUCCUUAAGCUACCAUCUAGUCGUGGUAUCAAUUUGUUGUGCAAACUUGCAAAAUUGGCUCCAACAAGUGAACUAAUCUUAACCAGCGACGUUUCAUCUAUCAACAAUUUAGUCUUAUCUGCACAUAUAGGAGACAUACCUUUCGGAUUGGAAUUGAAUAGAAGCGAAUACAGAAAAUCCCAAACAGCGUUGCACAAACGGCUGGAAAUGUUGACGGUCUCUCAAAUUUAUCCAAGCAGUACUUCUCUCAUAAAGCGGUCGGACCUCAGAGAAAGUCGCGUACGUCGUUCUUUAUCGUCACUUCUGCUAAAGCAAUCGUUUCUAAACUUCAGGUUGGGCUCUCGUCAACACAAUGUGGACGUGUCUGCAGAACUAGAUCUCAAUGUUAUGGGCGAAAAACUUCAGUUCAGAGGAACAGUUAGACAAGCAGGGAUUCGUCUGGAACUUGAAAUGAGGAUGAUUAAAUGGUGGAAGAAAGCUUUCUAUUUACCAUUCUUGUCAUUAGGGAAUGGUUUGCUGGCAUUUGACUUUUACCCCUCUUCAACAAUCACCACACUUCAACUAAAAGCAGACAUCAAAAUUGGAAAUAUUGGUAACGGAAGGAAGAUUCAAGCCACCGUAGACAUGCGCUUAGAUUUCGCUAAUCCAAGCAAAAACUAUUUUUACGGGCAUAUUUCAAAAUUUACAUUGGGUGUCUUACUGAAUGCAUUUGAUGUCAACGUACGACUUCCUCGAAUAAUUAGCGACAUGGGAUUUUCAAGAGGAAUGCAAAUAUCCUACACCUCAUCUCUAUAUCAAAUUAGAAGCAGCAGCAACAAUAUAAUUCCACCAGGAUGUUCAUUCUCUGGCUCAUUAAAUUUUCUGGGUCUACGAAUGUUUUCAAAAAUUGCUAUUCAACCAUUAUCUUACUUCGUAGAGGGUUGUUUGGAUUCAAAAAUAGAAAUACCUUUCGGCCUCGUUGCCAUUUACAAAUCAAGCAGUAAUCGUUAUUCCGGACCUUGCUUAAAGGCGAGCAUCGACUUUACAAGAGGCUUGGAUAUUGAUGUUUCUUUGGAGGGGUACAUAUCUCUAUUAGGAGGUCUCAUAACGACAGAAAUAAAAUUGAUUAUCACAGAAAGUAAAAUAGAAGCCAAAUUCUCAGCCAACCUUUUUCUUUUCAACCUAAACAUCGUAUUAAAAGGCAGCUAUGGCAAUUUGCUCUCAACAAGGUUGCAAAUGGCCGCCCAUGUGACAAUUGAUAUACUACGGAGAAUUGGACGCGCUGUCACAGGACUUCUUCGUUCCGCAGCAGAUAAGGCAACGAGUGUGGUGGAUGGUUUGCAAAGAAAGCUUGAUGAUGCAAAAGCAUAUCUUGACAAAGUAAAUAACUUCCUAAGUGCCAGACAAAGAGACGUCGACUAUGCAAGAAGAAAGCUUGAAGGUCCUAAGAGAGCUUUGCAACGUGCAAAACAAAAAGUAGACAGCCUUUGCAGGAUACGUUCGUGCUCGUUGUCUUGUCUCGGCUGCCCUGGAUGGCGGUCCUGUUGUUGGAAAGUGUGGGGAAAGUGCUUCGGCUGUCCCUCUUGGAAAAGUUGUUGCUAUAGAGUACGUGAUCCGAUAUGCGUAGCAGCAAAUGUUCUUUGCCGUACGGUCCGAGGUGCAGCGUACCUUGCUCUGUCAGCUGCAGAAUUAGCGUACGAUGUCGUUCUCUCCCCUUUUAGACUAGCCGUCGCAGCAUUAGAAGCGGCAAAGUUAGUUGUGAGCGCGGCCAAAGUUCCCUUCGAUGCUGCAAAACUUGCUCUUGAAGUGGGUAAACAAACCGUGAGGUUGGGGUUAAAGGCGGCUGAAUACUUGGCAGAAGCUGUACUCGGUUACAUUGUCGACAUCAGAUCAAUCAAAUUUGAUGUGGGUGUUGAUCGGUUCUUACCAAGCUCUAUUUCGGCAAGCGUUGAUGUAGUAUUUUUUAACCGAAUCAGAAAAAGGCUCUCCUUCACUUUAAAUCUCAAAUCAAUGAAUAUCGUUUCGUUUUUGGCUAACAACAUUUUACCAGGAAUAGUAAACUUUCGUAGACGGAGGAGUGUCAGAAGCAUUGUGAAGGAAGUUUCUUCUGAUUCAUUGCACAAACCAGCACCUCAUGUUAGAGAAGACAAAAAACCUGUCACAAAAGAUGACCCGAAACACGAUAAUCAUUUACUAAUGCAGAAUUCUAAUAUAUCGGUUGUUGCAAUCACAAGCAGAAAUAUGACGCAAAUGUUAAAUGAAUUACACAAUCAUUUUGCUCUUGAAAGAGAUGAAGUAAGGCAACAAACAGUAGAUCCGUUAUCGGAAGCCACUACUCAAUUGGCAGUUUCUUGGAAUGAAUCUGCUCGGCCGGAAAUAAACGGAUCGUCUAGAAAACUCUACAACACUUUGCAAACGAAGACUACAGACCAAUGUGCUAUACUGACUCUCCUUACAAGGCUGACGAAGACUUUCAAAACACUUUUAUGGAAUGAGUACAAAGAGUGGAAAUACUCGGUGGCCCAAUUUAGCACUGAAGUUCGUCAACAUCGCUAUGAAACUCUUCAUUUCACAUAUAUUAAAAAACAAUUAAGUGUCAUCGUUGCAUCUGAAACAGAAAACUUAGCAAACACAUUGGAAAGAUCUACAGAAAUAACGGAACAAUUUCAAAAGGACGCCAAAGAAGAAGAUCAACUAUUGGAUGAUGUGAUCAAAGAGGUCCGAGCGUUUGAUGAAGCAGUCGAUGGUAAACUCACUCAAUUCAAUCAAAUUGGAGGGCAGCAGUUACUCAAGAAAAUCGAUUCAAGGUUUUACAAGGAAAUGGGUCUUUCAUUCAUACAGUAUCUACAACAACAGCUGCGAAAGCUAGACAAAAGCUUGACUGUAUGGAAAAUCACUACGAUUACCAAUCAACUGCGCAAUAAAUCGUUAACAAUCAUGUUAACGCUAACAGACCUAAUGACGGCAAACAUGAAGCAACUAGAAAUCAAUAUGAACUGCCGUCGUCCACGUCUACAGACGACGUCAAUAACAACAUAAAAAUUAAACGACAGCGGAAAUACAGUAUGAGUGACUGCACCCAGAGACGGUGCUAAAUGCAACUUUAUUUAUAAUAGAAUUGCUUCCUUUAGCAAUAUCUCUUUAUGACACAAAAUCAAGUCAUUAGUGGCGAUUGUCAUUUGACUCUCUGCAUGUUCUAUUGAUGUAGAAAGAUGAAGAAGGGUUGUUGUUGCACCUUGAGUUGUCAUGUA
This is a messenger RNA of Corticium candelabrum, 5135 nucleotides long. RefSeq lists its product as uncharacterized. The record is from RefSeq and is a predicted model, not a curated record. Bases 1 to 4923 code for a protein of 1640 amino acids. Lineage: Eukaryota; Metazoa; Porifera; Homoscleromorpha; Homosclerophorida; Plakinidae. The transcript has 7 exons.